Eucalyptus grandis is the source of this 1832-nucleotide messenger RNA. Its product is annotated as structural maintenance of chromosomes protein 5-like. Gene Ontology annotation, cellular component: Smc5-Smc6 complex. Gene Ontology annotation, biological process: double-strand break repair via homologous recombination. The record is from RefSeq and is a predicted model, not a curated record. Gene Ontology annotation, molecular function: ATP hydrolysis activity; ATP binding. NCBI's taxonomy places the organism in Eukaryota, Viridiplantae, Streptophyta, Magnoliopsida, Myrtales, Myrtaceae.
UUGACCAAGUCUUUGAUGCUCCCGAUGCUGUCAAAGAGGUUAUGAUCAGCCAAUUUGGUCUGGAAUACUCGUACAUUGGAACAGCAGAAACUGAUCAGAAGGCAGAUGACGUUUCGAAGUUGGGAGUUCUAGAUUUUUGGACUCCAGAUAAUCACUAUAGAUGGUCAAGGUCUAGAUAUGGUAAUCACGUUUCAGGGAGUGUGGAGCCAGUUGAUCGAUCGCGUCUUCUCUUGUGUAGUUCUGAUGCUGGGGAAAUAGAAAGGCUGCGAUCCAGAAAAAAGGAGCUGGAAGAUCGAAUUAGUGAUUUAGAGGAGAGUCUGAGACCACUCCAGUCUGACAUAAGACAGAUAGAGGAUGAAGCUUCGAAGCUUCGCAAGCAACGGGAGGAGAUAGUCAAUACUAUCAAUCAUCACAAUAGAAAGAAGCAAGAAAUGGUAAAUCGUGUUGAUCAAAGGAAAAAGAAGUUGGCUUCUCUGCAGGAGGAGGAUGACCUGGAUACUAUUGUGGAAAAGCUUGCUGAGCAGGCUGCUGGAUUUAAUGCUGAGCGAUACAAAUGUGCACUUCGUCUGAAGGAAUUACUUGGUGAGGCUUUUUCUUACAAAAGAAGUUUCACCCAUAAACAUAUGGCUUCUAUUGAGUUUGAUGCAAAGAUUAGAGAAAUGGAAAUCAGUCUCAAGGAGCAUGAGAAGUUUGCGCUGCAAGCAUCAUUGCACCUUGAGUAUUGUAGGAAGGAGGUAGAAGAUCAUAGGCGGCAGCUAGCUGCUGCCAAGCAGCAGGCAGAAUCAAUCACAACGAUUACUCCAGAACUUGAAAAGGCAUUCCUUGAGAUGCCAACUACUGUUGAGGAACUGGAGGCUGCUAUACAAGAUAAUAUUUCUCAAGCGAAUUCAAUUCUCUUUCUAAACCCCAAUAUAUUGGCAGAGUACGAGGAUCGUCGGCGCCAGAUUGAGGCAAUUGCAAGGAAACAUGAAGCUGAUAAAAGAGAACUGACGAGAUGUUUAACAGAAAUAAAUGCCCUCAAGGAAUAUUGGCUGCCUACCUUGAGAAAUAUUGUGAGUUGGAUUAAUGAAACUUUUAGUCGUAAUUUCCAAGAGAUGGCUGUUGCAGGGGAGGUUUCAUUGGAUGAGCAUGGCUCGGACUUUGAUCAAUAUGGAAUACUUAUAAAAGUGAAAUUCAGGCAAGCUGGACAACUUCAAGUUCUUAGCGCUCACCACCAGUCUGGAGGGGAACGCUCCGUAUCAACUAUUCUUUAUCUUGUCCUUCAAGACCUGACUAACUGCCCAUUUAGGGUGGUUGAUGAGAUAAAUCAAGGAAUGGAUCCUAUCAAUGAAAGAAAGAUGUUUCGGCAAUUAGUCAGAUCUGCCAGUCAACCCAAUACACCCCAGUGUUUUCUUCUUACUCCGAAGUUGCAACCAGGUUUGGAAUACAGCGAAGCAUGUAGCAUCCUGAAUAUAAUGAAUGGGCCUUGGAUAGAGCAGCCUUCAAAAGUGUGGAGCAGCGGUGAGUCUUGGCGUUCAAUCACAGGCUUGGUUGGCAAAAGAUGAUGCUGAUAUUGAUCUCUCUACAACGUUUUUUGCACGGAUGCAAAAACAUUUGGUAGUGUGAUGCGAAACAUUGCCCUGCCUCCAUUUCGGUUUUGUGUCGAAUAUGCCUAACUUUUGGUGCUGGUCAUUUGAGUUUCCUUAGUUCUUGUAUAUUAAAAAUAAGGCCGCAUCUGGAUUUAGGAGCACCGUAUUAUUUAAAAUGUCAGUAAUGCCCCUGGUGCUCAUGGGAUGCUGUUGAUGACAAAUUAUUGCUGCACUCUGUUCUUUGUAUAAAUUAUAUUUGAAUGA